AUCAACGUCAUUUACGUCAUUUGACUUCCCUUUUUUUUGGGAUAUAAACUCAGUUCCAUUUUGAAUGUUGUGUUUGUAUAUGUCGAAAAUUGUAAGUCGCAGGUGAAUUCAAAUGAUUUCUUAUUCUUUAUACCUUUGAUAAUAAAAAUUUAGAGAAAGGAAGAAUUCCUAACAAAAGAAAACAAAAAUGAAUGUAAUAUAUAAAAUAUCGUCGUUUUUAAUCUUAACAAUCUUCUCACAUAUUGGACAGUGUAAGAUUCAAAUUAAUGAAAAUUCAAAUCAUGUUGCAAGUUAUCCAUUACUUAUGCCAAACGUCAGUCCGAAGGUGCCAGAACUGUAUUUAUGUACACCGGUAAGGGUGGACAGUUCAAAAGAUUAUUAUAUCAUUGGCUUUGAACCGAAUGCAACAAUGCAAACGGCACACCAUAUGCUCAUUUAUGGUUGCACUAAGCCAGGUAGUUCGAAAUCAAUUUGGAAUUGUGGAGAAAUGACGAGAGGAUCAACAGACAAUGGUCUUCCUCUAGCUGCUGCUUGUAGUGGUGGCUCACAGAUCAUCUACGCCUGGGCAAAGAAUGCUUUACGUUUAAAUCUACCAAAAGACGUGGGCUUCAAAGUUGGUGGCCAAACAAAAAUUCAAUACCUCGUCCUUCAAGUACACUACGCACAUGUCGAUCAUUUUUUGGAUGGCAGUACCGACGAUUCGGGUGUAUUUCUUCACUAUACAUUGAAACCAAUGUCAAAUCAAGCCGGUGUCUAUUUACUUGGAACCGGUGGCAGUAUUAGAGCAAGAUCAACUGAAUUAAUGGAAGUGGCAUGCUCCUUGGAUGAGAAUAAAACAAUUUAUCCAUUCGCCUAUCGUGUGCAUACACAUUCAUUGGGCCAUUUGGUCUCUGGCUAUGCCAUUGAACCAAGAACAAAUGAAUGGAUUGAAUUGGGUAAAAUGGAUCCACAGAGAGCACAAAUGUUCUAUCCGAUACAUAAUAAAAAUCCAAUCUAUCAGAAUUUUACAUUGGCUGCAAGAUGCACGAUGAUCAGUAAUCGUGAUCGUGUCACGUACAUUGGCAGUACGAAUAAAGAUGAAAUGUGUAAUUUUUAUUUAAUGUACUAUGUGAAAGGUGGUGAACCACUUAACGAUAAAUAUUGCUUCAGUGCUGGACCACCUUUUUAUUCAUGGAAAACGCAAGGUUAUAGAAAUAUUCCCGAUAAAGAAGCAUCAACUAUGGGAAAGUUGCCUGAUUAUAUAAAGGAAGAAUAAAUUCUCCGAGAAUUUUUUUUUUCUUAAUCAACAAAUUGAUGCUAGAAAAUUGGAUCAAAGUGAUGUUUUUGAUUUUAGGCCUCUGCUGAUGUUGAAAUAUUUUUCAGACUUUUGAAAUUGGAUCUAAAUCAGAAUUGUCAGAAUUGUCAGAAAUGGUCAGAAAUGCUCAGAUUGGACACCUUGGACAAUAGUCCAAGGUGCCCAAUCUGACCAUUUCUGACCAUAAGGAUCGUUGGCGACAGCAGAGGUUUAAUAAACCUCUUAAAGGAAUGUCAAAGUCAACUGGACUUUUUCAGCUACUAAGGAACUGAUUCGACCUUGACAGUCAUUUUAAGGAUUAAUUCUUAAGGGCAUGUGGGAGAAAAAGUGGUUGAAACUUUUGCAGAUUUCGACUCUUGUUUCUUGUAUUUUAAACUUUCUUACAAAUUGCAUCAGAUCAGUUUAUUUUAUUUAUUAAAGGAAAAAUACAAGGAAAACCACUUUUUUGGGAAGAGUUUUCUCCUGCAUGGCCUUAAAUACAGAUUGAAGAAAUUUUGACGAAUUUUUGAACCAAAAAAAAACUGUAUAAAACUUCUCCGGAAAGUUUUUAACAUUCUGAAUCUGAAUCUGACCUUAAAUUCAACCCAAAACGUCAGAUUUUUAAAAUGCACUAAACUAAAAGUGCAAAAAAAUAUUUUUAAGGUCAUGUAACAUGGGGAGAAAAUUUUUUUAUCGAACUGUUCGUAGCGCCAUCUAAAAGUGCAUUUCUUCCCCAGUAAAAAACUAAUUAAGAAAUUAAUUAAUUAACUAAUUCUAAAAGAUUUUGUCAAAUUUCUAUAAUUUUUCAACGAUUUUACAGCAAAAUUCAAUUGUUUUAAAAAGAUUUUGUCA
Messenger RNA from Leptopilina heterotoma, 2125 nucleotides. It is a transcript of the gene Phm, whose product is annotated as peptidylglycine alpha-hydroxylating monooxygenase. The record is from RefSeq and is a predicted model, not a curated record. The transcript has 3 exons. Gene Ontology annotation, cellular component: membrane; extracellular region. Gene Ontology annotation, molecular function: oxidoreductase activity, acting on paired donors, with incorporation or reduction of molecular oxygen, reduced ascorbate as one donor, and incorporation of one atom of oxygen; copper ion binding. Lineage: Eukaryota; Metazoa; Arthropoda; Insecta; Hymenoptera; Figitidae. Gene Ontology annotation, biological process: peptide metabolic process. The coding region runs from base 188 to 1255 and encodes 355 amino acids.